Molecule: messenger RNA, 5904 nt
Organism: Sphaerodactylus townsendi
Lineage: Eukaryota; Metazoa; Chordata; Lepidosauria; Squamata; Sphaerodactylidae
Gene: FZD6
Product: frizzled class receptor 6
Exons: 7
Coding region: 309-2462 (717 amino acids)
Biological process (GO): canonical Wnt signaling pathway; non-canonical Wnt signaling pathway
Cellular component (GO): plasma membrane
Molecular function (GO): Wnt receptor activity; Wnt-protein binding
Source: RefSeq, a predicted model, not a curated record
CCUUCCUUGCGGGUUUGUGUGAGGGGGCUGCGGCUCCGGCUUCUUCCAUGGGUGGAAAGUCAGGUGGCAGAGAGGUUCUGGUCUUGGAGCGCCUGAUAGUGUAUUUACUUGGAAGUAGCCCCAAUUAGGGAGAAGGUUAACGUUCCAGUAUGAAGAAAAACACAGUUUAGUCUGCAGCUAUUACUGCUUUUCUGUGUCUGAGCUAUGAAAGGAUCGGCAUACUUUUCACUGUGUUGGCCUUCCCUGUGAAAUGAAUAUCACCUGGGACAGACUGUGAAUAUGUGCUGAAGUCAGAAAUCUCUGGGAAGAUGGGGAUCUUAGUAUAUCUUCUGACUUGGAGUUUAAUCUUAAAACUGAUAUGCGGGCAUAGCCCCUUUACAUGUGAACCUAUAACUGUUCCAAGAUGUUCUGAAAUGGCCUAUAAUAUGACAUAUUUCCCAAAUAUAAUGGGACAUUAUGAUCAGGACACGGCAGAUAGACGCAUGGUGGCAUUUGUUCCUCUUUUGAAUAUUCCGUGCUCUCCUGAUGUCCGCACAUUUUUAUGCAAAGCAUUUGUACCUUCCUGUGUGGGAAACAAUCAUGUGCUCCACCCAUGCCGAAGCCUUUGUGAAAGAGUGUACUCGGACUGUAAACAACAGAUGGACACUUUUGGAAUUCUGUGGCCUGAUGAUCUUAAAUGUGACAGUUUGCCAGAUUGUGAUGACACCGUUCCUGUCACUGCGUCUCCACCCAUGAGGACAUCUGGCACUCGGAAGGCUCCAGGACAGCCUAGAAGGGACUAUGGUUUUUGGUGUCCACGACACCUGCAAACUUCCAGUGGACAAGGGUACAAAUUUUUGGGAACCGAUCAGUGUGCGCCUCCAUGCCCCAAUAUGUACUUCAAUGAUCACGAGCUGGAUGUUGCCAAAAGCUUCAUUGGGAUAGUUUCUAUUUUUUGCCUUUGUGCCACCCUCUUCACAUUCCUGACAUUUUUGAUAGACGUUAAACGGUUCCGGUAUCCAGAGAGGCCAAUAAUAUAUUAUUCUGUUUGUUGUAGUGUAGUGUCUCUGGUAUACUUCCUUGGAUUUAUUCUAGGUAAUCACAUGGCCUGCAAUAAGGGAGAUAAAAAACUACGAAUUGGUGAAACUGUUGUUCUUGGUUCUCAGAACAAGGGCUGCACAAUUGUUUUUAUGGCUUUGUAUUUCUUCACAAUGGCAGGAACUGUUUGGUGGGUGAUUCUCACAGUUACUUGGUUCCUAGCUGCUGGACGAAAAUGGAGCUGUGAAGCUAUUGAACAAAAAGCAAUGUGGUUUCAUGCAAUUGCCUGGGGCAUGCCUGGCUUUCUCACCGUCAUGCUUCUUGCCAUGAACAAAGUAGAAGGUGACAAUAUCAGUGGCGUUUGUUUUGUCGGUCUCUAUGACCUGGAUGCUUCCCGAUACUUUGUUCUGCUGCCCCUGUGCCUUUGUGUCAUUGUUGGUCUGUCUCUCCUCUUAGCUGGCAUCAUUUCCCUCAAUCAUGUACGGCAGGUCAUACAAAAUGAUGGCAGGAAUCAAGAAAAACUAAAGAAAUUCAUGAUUAGAAUUGGUGUCUUCAGUGGCUUGUAUCUCGUACCACUGGUGAUGCUCUUAGGAUGUUACAUCUAUGAGCAGGUAUACAGAAAGACCUGGGAAACUACAUGGGUCGCUGAUCACUGUGAUGAAUUCCAUAUACCCUGUCCUUAUCAGGUGAAAAUGCUAAAGAGACCAGAAAUAAUUUUGUUUCUGAUGAAAUAUCUGAUGACCUUAAUUGUUGGCAUAUCUCCAGUAUUCUGGAUAGGAAGUAAAAAGACCUGUUCCGAAUGGGCAAGUUUCUUCAACAGGAAUCGGAAGAGAGAUCCAAUCAGUGAAAGCCGGAGAGUGCUGCAGGAGUCGUGUGAAUUUUUCCUGAAGCACAAUUCUAAAGCUAAGCAUAAGAAGAAGCACUACAAAUCCAGCUCCCAUAAACUGAAGGUGAUCUCCAAGUCCAUGGGGACCAGCACAGGUGUUACCACCAAUCACGGAACGUCCGCUGUGGCCAUCGCAAACCAUGAUUAUUUAAGCCAAGAGACUUUUACUGAAAUCAAGAGCCUUCCGGAAACAUCUGGGAGAGAAAUGGAAGCAGACGGGGUGCCCAGCCAAAAAGGGGAGAAGGAAGGAUGUGCCGGCAGUGAGCAGAGUGCAUUGCAGACGUCAUCUGGCUCUAAAGUAGCCUUGGAACAGGUGGGAAAGAGGAGGAAGGCAGACAGUGCACAGGAUAUGGUCAGCUUAUGUGGAAGCACAAGGAGGAUGGCUCAAGGAAGGACAACUCCUAAAAGUGACGUUACUGAAGGUCUCCCACUUCAAGUCAGUCAUCCACGUCUUGAUGCUUUCCAGCCAGAGUCUGCCAAGGGUUCAGUCUUGCUACUGCCUCACUUGUCUUCUGAUUCCAGAAAAGCUCCAGAGUCUGGUAACAGUUCAAAUGCUUAAGAAAAUGGAAGUAUUUUGUUGAUAUAUUCAGUUUCUGACACUGAUUCUUUGUUACACUGGAAAUGACUACUACUGCAUUGUGCCUUAUGAGGAAGCAUGAUGCUCUCUGUUUGCACUUCAGGAAAAGCAAAUUUUUGUAUUGGGAGGAGGCCUAGCAAUUGUUUUCUGUUUAAACUCCAAGGAAUAAGCCUAAGACAGAAGAUGAGCAACAGGCAUGUUACCAUUUUAUAAGUAUUGUGUUAAAGUAAUGAGGGGAAGGGUUCCAUAUUUUGGAAAGGGCAAAUUUUAUUGGUUUCAGUUUUUCCUGUUAGCAAUAUUUUUAUUGUUUAAAUAAUCUUUAUCAUAAACCCCUUUGUUGCACAGGACAAAAAUGUAGGGUUUUUUUACAAGUAAGGGUUGUGUGCUGUAACAAAAUAAUGGAACUUGUCCCGUACAAGCAACACCUGGAGCUGAGAUGUUACCCUCUGCCUCCUUUGCUGUCUUCCAAGUCAGUUGUCUCUAGCGUGCUUGUGAGGGGAUCUCUGGUCCUUUCCUGUUACAUAAUAAGGCUGCUGAUUAUUUGCACAAAUCUCGAUGCUUCCUUGGCACAAAGAACCACGGGAUGUUGCUGAGAAAGGUGCUCUCCUUCUGAACCCACCAGAAUUGUGCAGCUGCUUUUUUUUUACGCACUACAGCUAUGUUGCAUCAAAGACACUGGGCAUCUUUGGUGUAGACAUUUCUGUCAAGAAUUUGGGUCAUCUUCAGGAGAACUUUUUAAAGCAUUUGUGGAUGCUUGUAUGUUUCUGGGCCAUUAUUAAGGUUUUAUGCUAGUUGAUACACACUGAAUGGAAAGGGAUUUUGGCAAAUACUUUUGUACAACUGAAAGCAUAGAACUGCUGUUUCUCUUGCACUACAGAAGGUGUAUUUUAAGCUAGUACAUACCUCAUUCUUUCUCUCUCUCUUUUUGCUUUGCUAGAAUAAUGAUUUGAGGGAGGGAAGAGAGGCAAAUAAGUUAUUGUUCAGCAGUUGUGAGCAAUAACAUUAUAUGCACUUAGCUUUGGCACUGACAUUUCUAUUCUGAUAUCUUCAAAUUUAAUGCCUAACACAACCUAUAGAUAACUUUCAGUUUUAAGGUCAUUUAUUCUGCGUAAAUGGGCAUUGCAGUCCAUUCUUUUUUCUUCUGUCUUCUUUCUAUCCAGGCAUAGAAUAUACCUUUGAUAGACAAAAUAUGUCCAUGGCUACAGCUUCAAUCUAAAUCUUUUGUGGGCUACAGGUUUUAAUCUAAAUCUUAACAAACUCAGCUUUCAUUUUUAUAAGCAGUAUUUUAUUCUAUGGAUUUAGGAUUUGAGUCUGUCUUGAACAUCGGAGACAAGUGUGUGAUUCAUCAGAGAUCAUACAAUCCUGGCUUUCAAUUUUAUCAACUUUACGUCUCAUUUCAUUAAGUUUUAAAUAUUUGGGGCCUGUGAGUACUGUAUUUGUUUUAUCUAUUGGUAACAAAACAAUUCCUGUGCCUGUUCAUAGAAUAUCAAGUUCAGCUCCAUUCAUAUAGAUUUGGAUCUCUUAGUUGCUUCUUUCAUUCCAGUAGUGUUAAAUGACCCCUGUGUUUUAUAAAAAAUUACUCUGCUUAAAAAAGAGAGAAAAUGUCCUUUAGAAGGUGGUUGUGUAUACAGCCUUUAAUGAGCUCAUUAGAUAAUACUCAGUGGGUUGGAUCCAACUAGCUUACCCCACAGGUGAUCAUCAAAUAAAGUUAUGCUGGGGACUGUGGGGUCUGCAUGUACAUAAGGCAGGUAGGAUGGGGACUGUAGUCAGAAGGAAUAACUGAUUCUGAGGGGGGAAAAGCUUGUUGGAUCCAACCUACUAGGCUUGUGGUUCCAUAUCAUUUUCUUACUGUACUGGCCUAAUAGGUAGUGAUAUAAAUUAAGUUUGCCUUUACAGUUAGUCUAAAUGUUUAUCUUCACUUCCAUCAUGAGUUACUAGUGGAAUCUCCUUUAAGACUGUGGAGUCCAAAGCUCAUAUUUAAAUUCAGUUGGGUUUCAACUAUCAGGAGAUGCUACUUGUGUGGCCAUUGUUCAUAUUCUGUGUCAACAGCUUUAUGCUGUGUAAUCCUAAAGAAUGGGGCCAGAGCCCUCUCAUUAAGGAAAAGUGGCCAUAUGCUCAGCAUGGCUGAAGAAACUGUUCAGGGCACAUCAUUGAAACCUGAACUGGUAGUGGCAAUAAAGCUGGAUCAUGUUGUCUUUCAUGUGGACAGUUCUGUUGAGUGUUUUCUACUAACUGAGGUUAGGAUUGCUUGUACACCCCUUUGGUUUGGCUCAUCUUCUAACUGCUAGUAAUGAUCAGGGAGUUGGUUGUUCUGAGGCCUGUUCACUAUUUGUGCCAGUUGGAGAAGAGAUACUAACUUUCAACUCCCCCCCCAAUUGCAAUGAGCAGUUGACAAGCUUAUAGGCAGAGAGAUAAGACACCAAUCACUUUAUUCUGCCUCCACUCCAAAGUUGAGGUGAGGAAGGGGAACUAUCAAUAUUUUAUCUCCUGGUCUGCAAGUUUUUCUUGGUUUCACUGAAACUGGGGCAUGGGUGGAUCAGAAGCUGGCUCCAGCUUUUAGUUGCUCCUGAAACUUGCUUGUGUCCCAGCACAGCAAGGCUGGGAUAUCAGAACCUGACCCCCAGCUUAUCUCCUGAAUGAGUGAAGUGUCGGCUUCUGACCCAUAGAGCAGGUGUAGACCUGUCUAGCAGCUGUUGGAACUGUUUGCUGCAACAUGAACAUGGACCUUGAUCAGCUCAUGCUCUGAUCAUGAGUGCUGAACAGGGAAUGUUCAACUGCUGAACAGGUUUGCUAUAAAAUCUGCAGCAUCCUUAAAUGAGAUCAGAGUGAUCUAAUUGGGCCCUUACACUAUGGAACUAACUCAUUUAUGACUGUUUUGAUGUAUUUACUACAAUAAGAAUCUGAAGUAGAAUGCCCGAUUUGAUUGUACGUGACCCUAUUUUCUGCUUUGUUCAGCUAUUUCAAAGAAAAAUCGUAUAACUACCAAGUAAAUAAGGAAGGUACUAUUUCUAACAGACCAAAAUUAUCUCCAUGGUGUGCUGAAAUUUAAAUGUCUUUUAUAUUACAUUUCUACUUGUGAUAACUUAUUGCCUUAAACAAAGAUCAUUGGUGUGCUUUCUGGGUGCUUAUUUUAAGCAUAUGAUAGCCUAUCCAUCGUAGGGCUAGAGGAAGUUCAUCUUAAGAAUCUUUCCUAUAACUUGUGGCUCUUUUGUUGGAAGACUCAAACUUUUUUCAGUGGUGUGAUGGCAAGACACAUGUCUUGCAGUAACUAGAAAAGACUGCAAAUGUUGUAAAUGUUACUUGAGAAAAACAACUUGCUUGUUCAUUCUGUUAACUGACACUCUUGUAAAUUUAAAUUUUUGUACAUGUUUUUAGCAACUGUAUUUUUACUAUCUGGGUCAAUAAAGUUUUCUACACUGUAAAA